This is a messenger RNA of Neltuma alba, 1094 nucleotides long. Its product is annotated as guanosine deaminase. Gene Ontology annotation, molecular function: guanosine deaminase activity; zinc ion binding. Gene Ontology annotation, biological process: purine nucleoside catabolic process. The transcript is spliced from 5 exons. The coding region runs from base 154 to 735 and encodes 193 amino acids. The record is from RefSeq and is a predicted model, not a curated record. NCBI's taxonomy places the organism in Eukaryota, Viridiplantae, Streptophyta, Magnoliopsida, Fabales, Fabaceae.
UUCUGGCUCAGUCUUUUCUCGCUUUCAUCUGUACAAUUCGUGGUUCUGUUUUCCCCUCCUCCUCUUUUCGUUCCUUUCCUUUACCCCGCUGGCUUCCAUCUGUUUCUCGAAUACCUAUUCGCUAGAUUCUCUCCUUUGUCCUCUUAUACAUUCAUGGAAGAUAAUACUGCUGCUGCGGCUGCUGCCAAUGUAGUGGAAGCUAAAGAAGGAGCGAUUUCUGUGGCUUCUGCAUUUGCCGGUUUCCAAGAAGCUGUACAGGAUAGAGACCACAAGUUCUUAACAAAAGCAGUGGAAGAAGCAUAUAAAGGGGUCGAAUGUGGCGAUGGAGGUCCAUUUGGUGCUGUUGUUGUUCGAAAUGAUGAAGUUGUUGUAAGCUGUCAUAAUUUGGUUUUAAGAAACACUGACCCUACCGCUCACGCUGAGGUUACUGCUAUAAGAGAGGCCUGUAGAACGUUAAAUAAAAUCGAGCUUUCUGACUGUGAAAUAUAUGCGUCAUGUGAACCUUGUCCAAUGUGCUUUGGAGCAAUUCAUCUGUCAAGAAUUAAGAGGUUGGUGUAUGGAGCCGAAGCAGAAGCUGCAAUAGCAAUUGGAUUCGAUGACUUCAUUGCAGAUGCACUGAGGGGAACCGGUAUUCAUCAGAAAGCUCACUUGGAGAUCAAGAAGGCUGAUGGCAGCGGUGCCGUCAUUGCAGAACAAGUCUUUGAGAAGACUAAAGCCAAGUUCCCUCUUUACUGAUUGUUUUCCUUCUAAACUAUGAAAACACCUUACAGUUCCUCAAGGUGAGUUUCUGUUUCUGACAAAUCCCUGUUUCAUGAAUCUUCGAUUUCACGAAAUAUAUAUAACGGUUUGCCAAGAGUUGGAAGUAUCUGAGGUAGUCGCCAACUGGACUCCGCUCGUGUACUAAUAAUUCCUGAGGCAAAGAUAGUGCAGGUUCGAAGUUGCUGCGUUUUAUAUGUCACAUUUUUCAAAACUACGCAGCAUACACUAAGAAAUGGCUACUUGUGAAUAGUAUAAUACAAGCUGCUUUGUUUUUUUAACCACGGUCCACGGAUAGUGAGGUGCGUGGAGAAUUUCCCAACAUAUUUAUUUAGUGU